AUGAAUAUAGAAGUUCAAGAUUCAAAUGAGAUUGAAGAGCAUGUUACAUAUGGUUUGGAAGAGAUUUUGGAUUUGCAUGGAACAGAACAAGAUAGUUUGAUAAUAGUCAUGGAAAAUUGGCGAAGACAAAGAGAUAUGUGUGUCAUACAACUUAUCUGCUAUAUUGUCUAUGCAUUGCAUCUAUUAAAUAGACAAGCCUCGAAUGGAUCUUCAGGGUUGAGUUUUCAAGUGAGAGAGGAGAAAAGAAGAGAUUUUUUGAAAGAAUUACAUGACCAUGAAGUUGCAUGUCGUGCAACAUUACGCAUGGGAGUACAAGCUUUUGCUCUUUUUUGUGAAAAAUUACGGAGUACGGGAGUGUUGCAAGAUUAUAAUCGUGCCACAGUGGAAGAGCAAGUAGCGAGAUUUUUGUCUAUUCUUGCCCACACUGGUGGCAAGUAUCGCAAUCUGGCUUUCUACUAUCGUCGAAGUAUUGGGACUGUCAGUAGGCAUUUUCAUAAUGUCUUGCGAGCUGUGAUAAGUUUAGCACCUCAAUUCAUGAAGCAACCUAAUGCAACAACGCCGGUGUCCUCCAUAAUAGGCAAUAACUCUAGAUUUUUUACGUACUUCAAGGAUUGCAUUGGGGAUAUUGAUGCUGGGUGGGAAGGGACUGCAUCUGAUUCAAGGAUUUUAAAAGAUGCAUUGGCUAGACCACAUGGGCUUGUAAUACUGGAAGGGAAAUUCUAUCUUGAGGAUGGUGGGCUAAUGUUACGUGCUUCGUUAUUAACACCAUACAGACGUGUUCGGUAUCACUUAAAGGAGUAUUCACGUAAUGGUCCUAAGAAUGCUAAAGAAUUGUUCAAUCAUCGUCAUGCUAGUCUACGUAACUCGAUUGAAAGAUGUUUUGGGGUGGUGAAAAAGAGAUUUCCUAUUAUUGGCACUGGUAUGGAGCCACAAUAUUCUUUCGACACAACUACCAACAUUAUCCUAGCUUGUUGUAUCAUACAUAACUUUCUUAUGGGAGUCGACCCCGAUGAGCAGCUAAUUGCAGAAGUUGAUCGAGAGCUAGCGAGGAUCCAAAGGCAAAAUGAGCCACAAUGUGAAGAGGAAUCAAGAGUUGGGGUAGAAUUACGUGAUAGUAUAGCGGAACACAUGUGGCAUGAUUAUAAUAUACAACAAGGAAGCACAAUGAGCAAACGAAGAAAAGGGAAGCAGACAAUUGUGGGGGAGACAUCCACUAAGGAGAACCUACAAUGGACAAAGGAGAUGGGCACUGCUUUGCUGGAAAGUUUACUAGCCGAGCAACGUAAGGGGAAUAGGCAAGAGCGCAUGUUCACAACUCAUGCUUAUAACAAUUGCUUUGCGUGGGCUGUUUUCGCAUAA
Linum trigynum is the source of this 1359-nucleotide messenger RNA. NCBI's taxonomy places the organism in Eukaryota, Viridiplantae, Streptophyta, Magnoliopsida, Malpighiales, Linaceae. The record is from the annotation of a GenBank genome assembly.